Messenger RNA from Arabidopsis lyrata subsp. lyrata, 1122 nucleotides. Its product is annotated as peptidyl-prolyl cis-trans isomerase FKBP17-2, chloroplastic. The coding region runs from base 211 to 951 and encodes 246 amino acids. The transcript is spliced from 3 exons. The record is from RefSeq and is a predicted model, not a curated record. Gene Ontology annotation, cellular component: chloroplast. Gene Ontology annotation, molecular function: peptidyl-prolyl cis-trans isomerase activity. Lineage: Eukaryota; Viridiplantae; Streptophyta; Magnoliopsida; Brassicales; Brassicaceae.
AUUCACUGUUAUUUUUUUUUUUUUUAAUUCACUGUUAUUUCAUGGCGCGAAUUUAAUAUUUCUGUUAAUUAUGAUUAUAUCGUCGUUACUAACAAUAACCAAAUAAAGUCGAAUAAAUUCGUUGGCCUUCUUUCUUGAAACAUGAUCAUCACACGAACAAGAUAGGCCUUUUAAUAAGGGAAACCAAAAGGAGUAAUUAGAGCCCUGAAAAUGGCGAAUUUAUUCACUGCUACGGCUCCUUUCCUCUCACUCUCAAAGCCGUUCACCAAAACGGCACCGUACCACCAGUGUUGUGCCUCUUCUUCCAAUCCGCCGGAGCCUGAGUCGUCUUCUUCUUCUUCUUCUUCUCCUUCUCCUCCUCCUCCACCUCAACCGCAACAGAAGAGGAAGAAGACCGUCGAGACGACGGAUUGGGUCGCUUCUUCCUUGACUCGGCGGUUCGGAAUCGGGGCUGGUCUUGCCUGGGCGGGCUUUCUGGCUUUUGGUGUAAUCUCCGAGCAGAUCAAGACUCGGAUUGAGGUUUCUCAGGAAGUAGCUAACACCAGAGAUGUAGAAGAAGAGAAAGAGAUUGUGUUACCCAACGGCAUAAGGUACUAUGAUAUACGGGUUGGAGGAGGAGCGACACCAAGGGCAGGAGACUUGGUAGUGAUUGAUCUAAAGGGGCAAGUGCAAGGAACCGGACAAGUAUUCGUGGACACAUUUGGAAGCAAAGGCAAGAAGAAGCCAUUGGCCCUUGUGGUGGGUUCAAAACUAUAUAGCAAAGGAUUAUGUGAAGGCAUAGAUUAUGUACUAAGGUCCAUGAAGGCUGGAGGUAAACGCAGAGUUAUUGUUCCACCAUCGUUAGGAUUUGGUGAAGACGGUGCUGAAUUGGAAUCGGGUUUGCAGAUUCCUCCGAAUGCUUCGUUGGAGUAUAUAGUUGAGAUUGAUAGAGUCUCAAUUGCACCUGCUUGAGUUGUGUUUCAAUGCCAAAUCCUUCAACUGGUUGUAUAAGAGAUUAUGAGUGGAAAAUAAAAUAAACUUGUCUUUUGGGGUCGAAUGUUUAUAAACCGAGAUAAACCGGAUCAAAAUCUUCGGUUUGAUUUUCUUAUGUUUACAUAGAUAUAAUAAAGUUACGUAAAUGUA